UUACUGAGGGACACAGAAUUGUUACUGAGGGACACAGAAUUGUUACUCAGGGACACAGAAUUGUUACUCAGGGACAGACACAGAAUUGUUACUGAGGGACACAGAAUUGUUACUGAGGGACACAGAAUUGUUACUGAGGGACACAGAAUUGUUACUCAGGGACAGACACAGAAUUGUUACUGAGGGACAGACACAGAAUUGUUACUGAGGGACACAGAAUUAGUAUGUCAGACAACACGCAGAGGAGUGGCAGAGGAGGCAAUGUUUUAGGAGCGAGCAGACGUGGCAGCAGAGGAAGGGGUCGAGGCAGCACUAGUCGCAGCCAGAGGCCAGUGCUCCCGGUGUCACCCAGCGGUCGUGUCUCCACCGACAACCCUGCCGUCAUCGAUUGGUUGACUCGGUCGUCUUCCUCUUCCCAGGUCACCUCUGACACCUACAGCCAACGGUCGGUGGGUACGUCAGACACAACCGUUAGUUGGCAUGGCCCGGGAGCAAGCCCACUGAAAUCACGUGUCCUCUACCUGCCCCUGUCCUUUGGUGUUCCCUCACCAAGCGAAGUAUCGCAUGCUGUGGGCUCAGCCCCACUGUACAGUGAGGAAGAGCUAACAGAGGGCGGUCAGGAACGGGGGGAGACAUCCGCCUCUUCAGCAGCCAGGCGAAGAAGUACUGGCGAGGAGAGUGGCUCGGUAGCCGGUCUAGAGACAGGUCUGUCUCCUGACCCA
Staurois parvus is the source of this 722-nucleotide messenger RNA. Lineage: Eukaryota; Metazoa; Chordata; Amphibia; Anura; Ranidae. The record is from the annotation of a GenBank genome assembly.